CCCACACCCACACCCACACACACACACACAAACACAAACUACACAACCUUCGCUGCGCAGGCGCAGCCAGCGGUGCUGGGGGUGAAAAGCGGCUCUCAAACAGCAAUCAGCUUUCAGUUGUUUCUGCGGUGUAGCCUGGGUGGGUGUUAUUCUCCUGUGUGGCGUCAAAAGUCCUUGGCGGCUCUAAGACAGGGGGAAAACUGCCUUCGAGGGUGACGGACGAGGUCUUCGAUUGCGUGAAAGUCCCGCACCGUGAUGGUACUCUUACUUAUGCUCUGUACUGGAGUCUUGUUGACAGUAUGGGGACAACCAACUCUAUAUCCUCUGUCUAUCCAUGCCUGUCCAAAUGAGACAGUGACAUACUAUUGUCAUGGCAGCCAGAUCAGUGUCAUUGUGUGGGAAGUAUCACCUUACAUUCCCCGGGCAGACCCCAUUCAGUAUGCUGCAGAUGUUCAUGGAGGAAUGUCUGGUGCUAUAAACAUGAAUCGUGAGGAUAAAUUCUUUGCUACCCUCACCAAUAUCACGAGGUUGAAUGGAAGUGUGGCAGACAUGACUACUAGUCUGAUGAUUAUCACCUAUGGGAUACAGAAUAAAGACAACCAUCAUCUGUCUAGUGGUAACAAGAGACUCACAGGAACCUCAGUCAUCAUCAUCAACAUUGUAUUUAACAGACAUACCCAGCUUCAAGGCACCCUCUAUUACAUACCAAGAGAAGGAGACAUAUUUCACAGCAGUACUAGAGCUGGGAUAUAUGUUUGAUGGAGGAGGAGUUCCAAUUGUUCACUACAUUAUUGAAGUGGACAAUGGCACACAGUUGGAAACUCCAGGCCCCACCUACAGUUUUGACAUCACGUACAAUACUACACUGUCAGUGAACAUCUCAGCCCACAACUGUGCAGGAUACAGUGAUCCCUUACCACUUGAGAUACAGUAUCAUCAAGAAUUUAUGAAGAAGGACAUGCCUAUUAUGACACCUGGGCUGGACAUGCCCAGUGUGACACCUGGGCUGGAGAAGGACAUGUCUAGUGUGACACCUAGGCUUAAUGGUUGCUCUUCAGUGCCUUUGGUAGUUGGGCUUACUGCAGCAGCCACAUCGAUUACUUUCAUACUGCUCAUGUUAGUUUUCUGUGGUCUUACAACAGCGGCGAUCUUUAAGAUGAAAAAAACAACUCAUCGUGUCCAUGUUCAAGGCUCAGCUGGUGAUAGACUGGAGCCAGACUACAACAUGGAGAACAACCCACUGUAUGAGAUGAGGAUACUGUCAAAUGAGGGACACUCACACAUGACACAAACACCAGCUCCAGUCCCUGUGUAUGAAACUGUUGACAGUGCAAAGCCUCUAUAACCUGUUAUAAGACUGUUUAUAACGCAAAGACUCAUAGCUAACCUGUUUCAUACUAUAGUUAUUAUUGAGUUUCAAAACAGUUUUAU
This is a messenger RNA of Geodia barretti, 1431 nucleotides long. Lineage: Eukaryota; Metazoa; Porifera; Demospongiae; Tetractinellida; Geodiidae. The record is from the annotation of a GenBank genome assembly.